AGAAACAAAUUUGAAAAUCUAAAAACUUGGUUACCGGUGUAUCAUCGGUUCCCCUCGAUUUCCGAGACGUCGGCAGAGAGAUUCGCUUUUGCGUUUUCUUCGGCUCCCACGAUCGGUAGGCGCGGGUGUCCGACUCCGAGGUAUAAUAUUAUACGUAAGUCGUUAUUACUAGGGCUUCAAAUUAUUACGGUAUACACGCGGCAGCUCGGUAUCUGUAUAUAUCGUACGCUUACAGACUCCGGUUCUUCAGGUACACAACGUCUCUACACCGGUAUGUGUCGGAACACUUUCACUGUACGCCGAGAUACGCGCUUGAUUUGACCUCGUUAAACCGCGUCGGGAAUAAAACGUCUCCAGAUAUCCUUUCAGACGGUCGUACGAAAAUCGUCUUAUAAUCGUCUUAUCGUCUCUAGCACGCGUUUGCGAUACAAGCUCUUUGGAAGAAAACAAAAAGAAAAAAAAAAAACAAAAAAAAACGAGAGAGAGAUGAUCCCCGAGGAAGUUGCGCGGGGAUCGUCGUCGUUGCCGAUCGGUGAUAAGUGUUACGAAAAAAAUGUGAAGACGAUUCCGGGGAGAAGAGAUGAAGAGGAAAAAAAAAAAAAAAGAAAGAAGAACAAGGAGCAAAACGGUCGACGCAAGAAACGAGAGGAAAGAAACAGGAUCCGUCGAGGCUAGAAAACCCGGAUAAACUGCAGCGGGCAUUAUCGCGCCGAGCGUAGACUACGUUUUACUCGCUGUACAAACUCCUUGCAUUCAUCACACGUUUCUUGUAACGAAGUGCGAGAUGCUCGAACACACUGGUGCUCUCCCCCAGUCAGUCUCAUCUGGGCUCCAUACAACGAAGCGAUUUUUCACGCCUCGCUCUCCUAAGGAUCGCCAGACGUGUGCGUGUUCUCCGACUGCUUCAGCUGGAAUGGAAUCGUCGCACGGUCGAAAUUCAUCGGUAAAUCGAAACCUCUCGUACCCCGAGACGGGGGACGGAAAUUUCGCCCGGAUUCCGUAGAUCCCGAGGAGAUCGAAGAGCGACGAAACGAAAUUUUUGUCCGCACCUCCUCAAGAGACGGUGGAGGGAAAAAUCGAAAAUCGGCCGAUCGAUCGAACGAUGAUGCAGUAACAACAGAGCCCGUGUUGCUCUUCGAAUGUCCGUGGAACUUCGGUGGAACGUAGCGUACAGUUGGUGCAAACCAGCGUGUAACUUAGUUGAUGAAACCACCGUAGUCGGUGCUGUUGUAGGAAUUUUACUGUAAGGCCAGUAAGAACCGACAGAUAUCCACAGGGCUGGCGAACGAACGGGUCGGCGGUGUGUGUCUGCGUGGUACCCGUUUAUCGUUAUUCCGAAACACGUACAGACGCGGUUGGUGUUUAUUCGUUCGUUUUUUUUCUUUUUUGUAAAAAAAAAAAGUUUCUCUUCUCUUCGAUUUUCAAACCGUUCACCGAACAUCGAUCGUCGCGCGAAGCCUUCGAUCACGUUCGAUCGGUUCGUCGAUUCUUUGUUGAAAAAAAAAAACAAGAAAAAUCGGUUUUUCUUCCCUUCACUUUCAAUUCUUCGGCCAAUCUUUACGAAGCGGUUUGUAAAACAAUUGCGGUGAAAAGAAGUUCCGGUGCACGUGAAUGUUAUUCAAUUUUCUUGAAUUUUUUUAUCGUCAACGUCAAGGAGUGCGCGAAGAAUGUUUCGCCAUGUCGUACACGACAGGUGAUACGGUCAUACCGGUGAAGUGAUAAGGAUAUACGGCAGCAAAAAAAAAAAAGAAAAAAGAACGAUAUCAAGUUAUUCAGCGAUUAUCAUGACGCACGGUUGAUCGAAUAGUACGCGGUCGAAGAGGGAGGGGGAAAAAGAAAGAAAAAAAAAAAAUCGAAAGAGGGGAAGAAGAAAUUGUCGGCGAUCGAAGAUGUUGGCCCCCGUCGAGAGCGCCGAAGAUUCCCCGAAGAGGAGAUCGACGUUUUACGUGUCUCUGGAAGGCGAGUCGAGACAUUCGGCGAAGAUACCGAAGACCGGGGGGGCAACGACAACAACGUCGUCCUCCGCGGAGGAGUCGGCGGUAAACUUCACCUGCAACACGUUUCCGAUCGGUAGUUCUACGAAGAACGCGCCGCUGCCCGGCGUCGUACUAUCGCGUACGUUGAGCUCCGUCAACGCUUUCGACAAACGACAGGAGGUGGAAACUGCGCCCGAACCUUGCGGCGGCAAGGUGCAGUCCUUGUCCAGGAUAUUCGAAACUACGUCGGGAAAAAAAUAUUCCGCCUGCGGUACGGCGACAGCCGUUCCCCCCGCUCACAAGAGUCAAACCGACGAGCCGAAAUCUGGCGGCGUUAAAAAAAUCGAAAGGACCAGGUCGUUCAAGACCAUAGAGAAAUUUCAGAGCAGAUUCACCGGCAGGAAACCCUCCGCUGACCUCCAGUCGAACCCCCAAAAAAAGGAGGACGUCGCCCCCGCCGCCGCCGCAGCCGUCUUCGCGGACCUCGAACGGAAGGACAAGCCCGCCAACCGUCACGGGGUCUUCGAAAAGGAUUACAAAAAUAAAUUCAACGGACUAUCGGCCGGCGAUCCGAGGACGGAGUCUCCGGCGCCCCGUAGCAAGGUGGCGGCGACGACGACCACCGCGAAGCCGAAGUGUUCGGACAACGCGAAAAUUCAGACGAAAAAUUCCGGGACCUUCACGAGCCUCAUUCGGAGGACCCACAGCACCAAGUUGACGAGGAGUUCGAGCGCGUUGGUCAGACCGAACACCGGUGGUAAAUAUUCGUCGGCCGAUGACGGAGUUCACGGCAAUCAGGUCGAGCGAUCGGAAACAAUGAACGAUCAGCAGAGGCCGGGUCAUUUCGAUAACUUGGAUCGCACGCCGACACGAAAAACCUCGAUAUUGUUCGCCGACGGGGAACGAGCCGAGGAAGCGGAGGACGAGGUGCACUCAGAUACCUCCUACGAAAAGGCAUGUCGGAGAGGAAGCGCACCAGCUACACCCGUCCUAGGGGCUCGACCACUGGACGUUACCCCCAACCGCAUAGUGAAUUUCUUUUCGAAAAGAUCCUUCCGUUCGAAUCCCCUGAAAAGGACAAAGAGCGUGACAAAACUUGAACGUCAGAAACAGAGAGGUGCUGGUUUAAGGGGUUGUCGUUCGCACGAGUCUCUGCUUUGUGGACAAGCUGUGACCUCGAUGGAUCUCGCCGCUGUUACGCCGCUGCAUCCGAGCCUCUUGGGCAGACAGCAUUGUUUUCAAGUAACGCCGAGCACCGGUGUGCCCAAGUACUUCAGCUGCAAAACGGCGCACGAAAGGGAUCAGUGGUUUCACAGCCUUCGAAAGUCCGUUCAUCCGGAUGUGGAGCAUAAAAGAAGAACGGACAAUUCGCUUCAAAUAUGGCUACUCGAGGUCAAGGGCAUACCGUCGAAGAAGCGAUACUUUUGCGAAGUUUGCCUCGACGCCGGACUCUACGCUCGAACCACGGCGAAACUCAAAGGAGAAUUGUGCUUCUGGGGAGCACAUUUUGACUUUCAUCAUCUUCCGGCUGUCAACAAUAUUUAUAUUAAUUUAUACAGAGAGGCCGAUCGGAAGAAAAAGAAAGACAAGAACGUGCUGAUCGGAUCCGUCACAAUUCCCGUUCAAAAUGUCACGUCGCGUUACUUAACCGAGAGGUGGUACCCGGUGAUGGGGGACAAAGGUCCGCUGAAAGAACCGCCGGCAUUGAGGGUCAAGUGUCGUUUUCAGUCGGUCGAUAUUCUGCCGGUACAAGUUUACCAGGAGUUUUUGGAAUAUUUGAAAAAGGAUUACGGUCCACUUUGCGAGGCCCUCGAGCCGGCGAUCGGCGUAAAAGCCAAGGAGGACAUAGCCACCGCACUCGUCGCCGUUAUGCAACAGGAGAGAAAAGCCCCACAAUUUUUAGCCGAUCUAGUCAUGAUGGACAUCCACAGAAUCGACGACGAGAGACUCACGUUCAGGGGAAACUCUCUGGCCACCAAGGCGAUGGAAGCCUACCUGAAACUCACGGGCGAUCGUUAUCUCCAAGAAACGCUUUGCGUCGCAGUUAGGGGAGCAGCCGAGGGUGGCGACUGCGAGGUGGACCCUCUCAAGGUGUCAUCGGCUGCGGCUCUGAGAACGCAACAACACAAUCUGCGCGUCGCGGUCGAGUUGGCCUGGAACAGCAUAUUGGCCAGCCACACGCACUUCCCUCUGGAGCUCAGAGAGUGUUUCAGAAUAUUCAAAGAACGACUGUCGGAAAUGGGACGGCUCGACGUAGCCGACAACCUGAUAUCCGCCUCGAUAUUCCUCAGAUUUCUUUGCCCCGCCAUACUAAGCCCUUCUCUGUUCAACAUCACGCAUGAAUAUCCGAACGAAAAGGCUGCUAGAAAUCUGACGUUGGUAGCAAAGACCCUGCAGACGCUGGCCAAUUUCACGAGAUUCCAAGGGAAGGAAAAUUUCAUGGAAUUUAUGAACGAUUUCUUGGAACGCGAGGCACCGGCUAUGAAGAACUUCUUGCAAUCGAUCAGCAGUCCGUUACCGAAAGACGCUCCGGGCAACAAUUCGCUCGAAUUCGACGGCUACAUCGACCUGGGCAAGCAGUUGUCUCUUCUCCACGCCUUGUUGAGGGAGAGCGUGUCCGCCACAACUCCGUCGCCUCGUCUGGACGCCAUUCUGGAGAGAAUAUCGAUAGCUCUGGAUCAAUCGGGACCGAGUUCCGUACCGACGACCCCUCGCCUCCCGAACCUCCAGAACAACAUAUUCAGGUACAACGAUCCCACGAUAGCCAACAGCAACACAAAUCUCUCGGUGUCCGCCACUUCCACCAUGAGCAAUCACAGCGCGUUGAACGGCGCUAUGAGGGACAGCGGCGAAGUUCUGCAGUCCAAUACGCUCGGUCACAACAGUACGAGGAGUCCGAACGUCGUGAGGGCGGCGACGUUGCCCAGAAACGCCUAUUUGCCGGCCAAUGGGAAAUUGCAGCUGCAAAUAAACGCCGACGAUUACAUGCAGGAGCCGACGGCCUUCGUCUCGCGGUCGCCAACCCCGUUGGCCAGGCAGCACAGACCCCUGACGUCUAACAGGUCGGGCACCGGUUACAGGUUGACGGCCAGUACGAGCCUGGCGAACGUGAAUCAUUGCCAAAAUCAUCCGACCAGUCCAACGAGGUCGGAGAGUCACUCGAAUCUGAAGGACUCCAAUUACAAUAUAAACACGCAGGGUAACGCGGGUAAUAACGGUUCCGUCGGACAGCAUCAUCGACACAACGUGGCGAGGCUCCAGAGCCUCGACAUCCACGAUCAGGACAAUUAUAACCACAAUUAUAACGUGUCGAGGUCGGGCAGCAGAACUCACUGUCACAAGGAGGAGAACGUCAAUCAGUCGCAGAAUUACAACAACAUAUCGAAGACGACUAUCAACGCCAACGUCAAUCCGCACGUCACCCUGUCGAUCAAUCAGCCUAACAACAAUUACUCAAAGACUUCGAACAUCGCGGCGGCCGCCAACGGUAAUUUGGACGAGCUGUCGGACCUGCUGAGGUACGCCGACGACGAGGUGUCCGAAUCCAAGUCCCAGAAGGGAUCGCAGAUAUCCAUAUCGCAGUUGAGCAACGUCGCCUCAUCCGGUUACCAAAGUUUCGCCGCUUACAGUCAGAGUUCCAGUCCCGUAGAUCUGACGAAUAACGCCAACGCCCACAUACUGAACAGCGCGCCCCUGGCCUUCGCCAAUCCCGUCUAUCACAUGGAAACGACGCACGGUCGAAACGGAAGGAGAGGAAGCACGAGUUCGGAGGAACGAGACGUCGGCGGCGGUGUCGAAGGAGUCAGGGGUGUGGAUCUCAGCCCGUCGCCCCCGCCCCAGCCGAUAAGAAACGCCGUCAGAAACGGACAGUCCCAAUGGCGCUCGGCGACGUCUGCGCACAGAACGAGCUCCGAACAACCCCAGGGAGUUUGUUGUCCGAAACUCAGGCGACGAUUGUCCCUGGAUUCUACCAGAGACAUGUCCGACACCAGCGAAGAGGAGAGCUGCGCUACGAGGAGAAGCAAAUCGAGGAGCCACAAAAGCAUCGACCAGUACGAAGUGGAAAUCGAAAGGCUGCAAAGCAGCGUAGACAGACUGAGAGCUCGCUUAGGAAAUCCGGAAGACGGAGACAUUGACAACACGGCGCCCGAUUCCAAGAUGAAGAGCAUUAUCUCAAGGUUGAUAACCGUGGAGGAGGAACUUCGAAGAGAGCAGCAAAAAAUGUCAGCAAAAUUGUCGUUCAAACAGCGCGUGAUUGACGCGCAGGAACAACAAAUUGCUGCGCUGGAUGCGGCUAAUUCACGUCUCAUAACGUCAAAUACCAGACUGUUGACCGCACUGAGUACCCUGAAUCAGCGAUACAACGCAUCGGCCCAGACGACGAACGAAGCGACCGCUCUGCUUCAAAAUAUUGCCGACAUAGCCGGUGAACUGAAGAGUUCAUCGUGUUGAAUGGUAAGAUAAAAAUUAAGCACCAAAAUGCAUAUACAAAUUAGUUGGGUUGUAAUCAAGUACAUAUAACCUAGGUAUAAAUAAUCGUGGGUAUCGAUUGAGGAGGAAUUCUUUUAUUUAUUGUCUUUCGGUUUUUAUUAUUAUUAUUAUUAUUAUUAUUAUUAUCUUUUUUAUACGAACGAAUCAUGACAAUUAUAUAAAUAUACAUUAUCACGCGUUUGCAUAUUAUAAAGUAGUGUUUUCUGAAAAUGAAUGAUGAUUAUAUCGAAUUUGUGUUGUGUCGAAUGAUGUCUCGAUCAGUAUGUUUCAACCAAUUAUCUAUUUCGCUGUGUUAUUCUAAAGCGGUUAAUCGGUUUUCGAGAAAAACCCGAAUUAAAAAGUAGAAAAAAACAAAACUUAACCUCCGACGUAUAGUUAUUAUUAUGUCUUAAAUAAUGAACCCUACGAGGAGCGAAGCAGAGGCUAAUUAAAGAGUAGGCAUUAAAAAUAUAAAUAAAUAACUAAGAACAAAAAAUGCAUUAUUUGACGAAAUUUAUUACCGUCAAAUUGUCGCAAUUAGCUUUAGGCUAGAUCAUUUAUAAAUACUGGAGUCGAGGAGGGUAGUCGUCGUCGUAUACGGUAAUUUUUUAAGUUCGGAUCGACCGUUUUCUCUGUAAAUUUACUUUGAUGAAAAUUCGAUUGGAAAUAAAACGAGCGCGGAAUUUUCUCCGGGUGAUUCGAUUUUUGAUGGGAUUUGUUUUUUUUAAUCGUUGAGAAAUUCGAGAAAAACGAAAGGACGACAAAAUUCCGUUGUUUCGAACGCUCCGCAAUCAUUAGUAAAAUGAAUUUACAAGCAAUACGGUAUCGUAGCUCAUAAGUCAGGUUCGAAAGACACGUUGAGACGCCGACUGGUAAUAUUCAAUCAUAAUAGAGUACCUAUGUAACGCAAGACUAAUCAAUUUGAUAAACAAAGAGAUCUGCAUCAUUAAACAAAUAAUUAAUUAAUAAAAAUAAUAAAAUAAAGAUUUAAAAGAAAAACAAAUAUCCAAUCUAUACCUUCUCUUUGAUAGAUAAAUCAUUUUAUUUAUCAUCAGGACGCACAUUACUGCAAUAGAAGAGAAAAAUAAAAAAGAGUGAAAAAAAUAUUGCACUGUUCUUUACGUGAAAACUGAAAAAUCAAUUUCGCAUUUUAUAUUAUUAUAAAAUGGUUGUCGUUAGUAAUAUUAUUAUUAUUAUUAUUAUUGAUGUAGAUAUUAACGUCUAUUUUUUUGCGACAACAUCAAUCGAUUCGAUGUGUGUAAUUUUUCUUCUUUUUUUUUUUAUACUCCCAUCUUAAGUGUAUUAUUGAGUUUAAUGUAAGAAAACGAGAAGGAGUUUAUACACACUGAAUAUAUUUUAUUGUGUAAAUAUCUUUUUCGUAUAAUGAGAAGAGAAAAAAAAAAAAGGGAGAACGAACGAAACGACGAAGUGGUCAAAUUUCGUCUAGUACGUAUUGACGAUAUCGAACCAAGAACAUUGGCUAUUACUAUUCAUCAAUUCUGUAUAUUAUUCGAUGAGAUCAAUCGAUUUUGAAAAGUAACAAUUGUACGUUCACUUUAUCAAAUACCGUAAAUUUGUUCGAUGUAGUCUUAUGUAAAUUGUAAUAUAUAAAGAGUAAUGAAACACCACGCAAUCUGCGGCUAUAAGGGUGAUCGGUUAUUUGAAAAACGAACCGAUCGAUCGUCAGAUCUGUUGAAAUUUCUGAUCAAAUAAGAAAAAGAUAAUUCUUUUAAUUAUCUGAAUUGAAAAGAAAUUACAAGGAACGAUUUUAUCACGACAUUGGGAUUUGAUUAAUUUCGAGCAUUUGUAUGAUAUUAGCUACAUGGCAUCCAUGUGACUUUUAUUUCCUUAAUAAAAAAUCUCAUUCUGAAAAGCUAUCGUCGUGCGUAGAAGCAUUGAAACAAAGCAGAGUAUUCAAUCAUUAUUAUAACAUUAUUAAUAUAAUUUCUUAUUUCGAGUACGCCAACACUUUUCAUAUGUGUGUAUUUCAUAUAAACUGUGUUCGUUGGUUUAUUAUUCGAUUAUGAAUUUUGCCCGAUUUUGUGAUCGGUUGAAUAUAAAACCGGGCGUUAUAUUUGCAGAUGUUGAAUAGUCAAUGAUAUAUCGUUGUUUUUUUUUUUUUUUUUUUUUUAUUUUAUUUUAUUUUAUAAUAAUUAUGUUUUUUUUUUUUCUCUAGCUUUAUAACUCUUUGAGGUAGAAUAUUAAGGAACGAUUCUUAGAAAAGCCAAAGAAUCGUUGACAUUUCACCAAGCAAGCGGUUAUUUAUUUUUUAGUUCUUACCAAAGAUGAAUAGAAAA
Molecule: messenger RNA, 8743 nt
Organism: Athalia rosae (coleseed sawfly)
Lineage: Eukaryota; Metazoa; Arthropoda; Insecta; Hymenoptera; Athaliidae
Gene: raskol
Product: ras GTPase-activating protein raskol
Exons: 10
Coding region: 1890-6428 (1512 amino acids)
Biological process (GO): regulation of GTPase activity
Source: RefSeq, a predicted model, not a curated record